Messenger RNA from Suillus clintonianus, 1007 nucleotides. RefSeq lists its product as uncharacterized. NCBI's taxonomy places the organism in Eukaryota, Fungi, Basidiomycota, Agaricomycetes, Boletales, Suillaceae. The coding region runs from base 1 to 801 and encodes 266 amino acids. The transcript is spliced from 11 exons. The record is from RefSeq and is a predicted model, not a curated record.
AUGAGUGCUUUGCAAGGGUAUCAAGCUGACGUGCUCUUGUGGUCAAACUACUAUUACGUUGCAUUAACAUCGCUUUGGGUAUAUGACUUCAUACUUUGCAUGACUGACUCGAUCACUUUUAUUGUCGAGUCUCGGUGCGGGCUCGGCACAGUGUUCUAUCUCGCCUGCGAGUUCUCACCAUCCGCCUUCCUAUUACUGAAUAUGCUUGGCAUCUUCGUACUCAGAAUGCUUGCGGUGUGGGAGCGGGAGAGGAGGUUCAUGGUGAUCAAAAUCAUCAACAUCAUUGCCUAUUUAGUGCCAAUCUUGGUCUUCUUUUAUGAAUUUAAUGUGUCAGCGGGAGAAUGUUCGAUCCCUGGGGGUAUCAGAUAUGUGGAUACAAAGGGAAGGCAUUCAGUGAUUGCUGUGUACUGCUUGCUAAUUGCUGCAGAGUUAGAAAUAUUGGUGUGUGUGCUGUAUCGCGCCUUCGAGAGCCAUGGUGGCUGGAGGAUCGAAAACCGACUUAUGCGUGGUCUCAUGCAUCAUAAUCUACUGUACUUCUGCUGCAGCUUUGGUUCGUGCCCAAGUCAUUCUAUUGUUUACUUGCUAAAUGGUACAGCUUUUUCUCUCGGUGUCGUCCUCGCCACAAUCUACCUUCCAUUUCCGGUGGUACACGUGAUUGCCGAGACUCAGGUCGUUGUUCUAUCUCUCUUGGUCACGCGAAUGCACAGGGACUUCUGGAGAUCGGAUCGUGCUGCUUGUGGCAUUGAUGGAGUGGAUCUUUCUCUCACAACGUUCAUGGCAGCAACCCCAGAUGUUAUGUGAUGGGUAUUUCCCCCUCCGAAGCAUCGUGCAACUAAUAUCUGAUCGAGGAAAGACUCUCAGAAGACGGGCAAUGCUAAUGGGUGUAUCGAUAAGCUUGACGGACGAAGUAUAUAUUAUCAGUAGACUAGAUCUUGUCACAACACAUGUAAGACAUUCGGAGGACUUAUAUAACUAAAAGGUGUCAUAUUAAGGGGACAAACUUCCAC